AUGUGGCAUGGCAUCCGAGCCAUGUUCACUCGGGUGCAAGCCGGUGGUCCGAUAGCGAAGGCUGUCGGCGGAGUUGGCAUCACUGCGGCCGGCUUUACCGCAUGUGUUACCUCCAUGGACGUUGUGCGGAGGCACUUGCAGGAAGCAAGAGAUCGCGCUCGUGUGACCGCGCGCGUAGUCCACAGCCCCUUCCAUGCUGCCGAGCCCGCAACAGAGAUCCCGCGUGAGCAGGUCCAGGCCCAGAUCAGCAGCUUGCUGGACCUGCAUGAUCGCUCCCCCCUGCUGAUCUGGGGGAAUCACCAGUCCGGCAAGAGCUUCGCCUUGUUCAAGGCAUGCAAAGAGGCAGGCUUUCACCAGGGCGUCGUCCACGUGAAGCUGGACAGCGACAAGGAGACUGCAGGAGAAAGGCUGCGCCAGCAGCUGGGUGCCCCCGGCCACGUGGAGGUCGAGGAGGCCUUGAAGCAGGCGGCAAAGACGCUGGGCCGAGUGCCCAUCGUCGUCUUGGAGAUACCCCGACAGGUGAGUGAGAUGAAAGUUCUUGCCAGCUGCUCGGGCCUCGCCAAGACGUUGGGCUACGACGCGGAGUUGGCGAAGGUGAUUGUGUUGGCGAGCAGCGCCUCCAUGGCACUGAGAUUUGACGCGGAUGCCCGGGAAGUUCGGUGCCAGAUCGCAUCGCUGAGUGAGGAAGAGUGCCAGCAGCAGGAGGUCCAGGAGUUCCUCAAGCACCACGGUGGAGACGCGGCUGUCGAGCACAAAGCUGACCUUUUGCAGCUCACGGGCGGCAAUGUGGGCAAGCUCGAGGAGCUCGCCAAGGACCUAAAGAUCCAGACCUUCGAGCAGGUCCGGCAGGAAGCCAUCGGCGAGCAGGACGGGUUUGUUUUGUACCUUUGUCUUUGCGCAGUGCUUGUUGCCAUGUGCCAGGAGCAGCAGAUCCUGGACUUCCUCGGCAUCGAUGUGCAGGGUGGCUUCGGGCCAAAAGAGGUCGCAGCCGCGAAGGAGGUGGCCCGCCGUGUGGCGGACGCCCCGUUUCACCAGUGUGUCAGGGUCAAGGACUUUGGGGGCCGUUUCACCAGCAAGGACCUAGCACAGGCAGUGAAGGCGCGAGGCGCCCACUGCAUUUAUGUAAAGGCCACCACUAAGGCGGAUGAGCGGUUUUGCGCAGCGUCGCCAUCCGUGCACGCUCUUCUCAAGCAGAUGACACCUGCUCUUGUAACUGACACGAAGCCCAAACGCUGGGGAAUCUUCUGA
Molecule: messenger RNA, 1248 nt
Organism: Symbiodinium sp. CCMP2592
Lineage: Eukaryota; Dinophyceae; Suessiales; Symbiodiniaceae
Source: the annotation of a GenBank genome assembly